Thyridium curvatum is the source of this 705-nucleotide messenger RNA. RefSeq lists its product as uncharacterized. Bases 1 to 705 code for a protein of 234 amino acids. Gene Ontology annotation, biological process: DNA repair; regulation of DNA-templated transcription. Gene Ontology annotation, molecular function: methyltransferase activity; sequence-specific DNA binding; zinc ion binding. The record is from RefSeq and is a predicted model, not a curated record. Lineage: Eukaryota; Fungi; Ascomycota; Sordariomycetes; Thyridiales; Thyridiaceae. The transcript has a single exon.
AUGACAUCUUUGGUCAACCGAUACGCCGAGGAGGCUGGGCGAUGGAAUGCCGUCCAAACCCGCGACGCAAGAGCGGACGGACUCUUUGUUUAUGCCGUUAUCUCCACGAAGAUCUACUGCCGGCCUGUAUGCAAGGCGAGGCGAGCGCGCCGAAAGAAUGUCACCUUUUUCAAUCUAUCAAUCGAUGCAGAGAAUGCCGGCUUCCGCGCGUGCAAACGCUGCAAGCCCAACGAGCUGGGCACCAUCCCCCCCGAGCAAGGAAUCGAAAGCGUCAGGAGGUUCAUUCAACUGCUAGAUUCAUUACCAUGCAAUACGGCAGAAUCCCCCAACAAUAGUGGUCGAUCACAAACACCAUGCUUAGAGGAGAUGGCAUCCCAGGCUGGGCUGUCGAAAUGGCAUUUUCACAGGCUGUUCAAAAGGCAAACGGGGACUACGCCGAUGCGAUAUCUAGAGAGGCGACAACGAAUUGCGAGUCAGCCCAGCUAUGACUGGGACUCGGCAGGGCUUCCAACCGCUUGCAGUUCUGGGCAGAUUGAAACGAACCUGAUAGUGCCGCUCGAGAGCUGGGACGGUGGAGGUCAGGAGAUGCUCGAUCCCUUCACCGCCCAUUUCGAUCUUGGGGCCAUACAACUCCCAUUCGAGGAAUGGUUCAUCCCAACACUGAACCCUCAGGAACAAGAAAUGCUCUCAUGGCUUGAGGAAUGA